Messenger RNA from Vigna angularis (adzuki bean), 863 nucleotides. RefSeq names its product zinc finger protein BRUTUS-like. Gene Ontology annotation, biological process: ubiquitin-dependent protein catabolic process; protein ubiquitination. Gene Ontology annotation, cellular component: nucleus. The transcript has 4 exons. Gene Ontology annotation, molecular function: ubiquitin protein ligase activity. Bases 82 to 507 code for a protein of 141 amino acids. The record is from RefSeq and is a predicted model, not a curated record. Lineage: Eukaryota; Viridiplantae; Streptophyta; Magnoliopsida; Fabales; Fabaceae.
UAUUUAAGCGACGUAUAUCAUUGCCCAUUUUGCAAUUUAUGCCGUGUUGGACAUGGGCUUGGGAUCGAUUAUUUUCAUUGCAUGAAAUGCAAUUGUUGCUUGGGGAUUAAGUCAACAUCUCAUAAAUGUCUCGAGAAAGGUUUAGAAAUGAACUGUCCCAUUUGUUGCGAUGACUUGUUCACUUCAAGUGCUACGGUCAGAGCUCUACCUUGCGGCCACUAUAUGCAUUCUGCUUGCUUGCAGGCAUACACGUGCAGUCACUACACAUGUCCAAUCUGCAGCAAGUCAUUGGGAGAUAUGGCGGUUUACUUUGGUAUGCUUGAUGCCCUAUUGGCUGCUGAGGAGCUUCCUGAAGAGUACAGGGAACGCUGUCAGGACAUACUCUGCCAUGACUGCGAUCGGAAGGGCUCUUCACGCUUCCACUGGUUGUACCACAAAUGUGAAUUUUGUGGCUCUUACAAUACCCGGGUUAUCAAGUGUGAGACGUCAAACUCCAGCUGCUCUUAGUGUGCUUCUUUUGAUGGGAGGUAGAUAGUUUGUAAAUACUUUAUAGCAAAAUAGGAAUUCAAAUUUUGCCACAACUAGGAGCCCUCUUAUUUUUUUUCGUUGUAUAUAUAAUGCAGACGCAUGACGAAUUUAGUGACCUCUUUAUUAGUAUAAACAGAAGCCCCUAAUCAGUUCUAUAGCAAUUGUGUACAGAUCAAGUUUCUUCCUAACUUUUUAUUUCUGCAAGGGAUAUUGUUGCUGUCCAUAUUCAUUUCUUUAUUCUUAUCUUUAUCUUCGUUUAAGUGCACCAUGUCUUCACCGCGAUCACGCUGAGUAAUUUAUCUCCAAAUUCCCAGCUACUGGCUAGAGGUGGCUUC